Messenger RNA from Scleropages formosus (Asian bonytongue), 2828 nucleotides. RefSeq names its product coiled-coil domain-containing protein 106-like. Bases 791 to 1750 code for a protein of 319 amino acids. The record is from RefSeq and is a predicted model, not a curated record. Gene Ontology annotation, cellular component: nucleoplasm. NCBI's taxonomy places the organism in Eukaryota, Metazoa, Chordata, Actinopteri, Osteoglossiformes, Osteoglossidae. The transcript has 4 exons.
GAUUCUAUAUAUAUAUUUGUAUCACCCGCGCGGUGCAGUGACUCCUCGUCCUUUGAUGUGUUGCACGUUGGGAAAGUGUUAAUAAAUGGGGCGACAAUGGAGAGAGAUCUCGCGCGCUCCAUGCCAGGCAUCAGAACCUCAAAAUAUGAAAAGAAUAAGGAAGACCAAAGGGCAUUUUAAAAAAGCCCGAAGUGAGUCACUCAGUCAGUGUUGCCGAUGCUGAAGUCACUGGGUUGACAAGCUGAUGGACUGGAGCUCAUCAUCGCAGUGGUCUGGGGUGACUGACUGAUGGUCCCACCUUUUGGGCUCUUUCAGCUUCUUCUGGAGCGAGCAGAAAGAGUGAACGGUAAGUGCGUGGAUGUUGCUCAUCGCAGGUCUCCACAUCACGUGACCCCACAGCACCAGGACAAGAGGGCAGGCCGGUAUCCUAACGGGUAAAAUUACCUUUAUUUACAAGUAGUAACUCAUUGUGAGGCGUGGCGUCAGCUGUCAAAGGCGAGAUGUGAAGUAGACAUAGAAAUAUGUGAGUUUAGGUUGGAAUAUAUUCUGGACACUAUAUCCCAUCAUAGGUGUAAUGAGAGGCAAAAUGGGGGACAUGUUCCCAUGUUGUUGCGCAACCCUAAUGUCCCCCGGUUGUUGUAUGGAAGUCCAGUUAGUGUGAUUGCUAUAUUUUUUGGUCCUCAGUAUCUGAAAAGUCGCUGUAUUCAACCACCCUUGCAAGUCCAUUGAUGUUUUGCCAACCUUUAGUGAGCUUCCACUGUUGUAGGUCCUAAGAAGGCCCCGAGAAGCAAUGUCAGGUCGCUGGGCAGAGGAGGCGACCCGAUUUUCACCCUGCGUUGAGAUUGACUCAAGUUCUGGCAUGAGGAAGAAGGCGACAGUGAGCUCUCAGCUGUGGAUGAAGCAGGAGAAGGACCCAGACACAGUGGGAGGCCAGUGGGAGACCACGACGUCAGGCAUCAUGAGUGACGUGGAGCAGGACAACACUCUCAGCAGCGCCGUUUCCACUGUGUCGCUGACCGAAGGCCUCUCCCCCAGCGUGAUGCUGACCAUCACUAGGCUCCAGUGUCUGCUCGAGAGCAAGCAGGAGAAGAUAAACUCGCUGGAGAAACAGAUAGAGGAUCUGCAGCAGGAUCGAAAGUUCCUCCGAGCACAGAUAGAGAACUUGACCAGUUCACGGUCAAGUUCAGCCAUAGAAGAUUCUAAACCAGGUAGGUCCCUGUAUUGUGACCCCAAGCCGCGGAAGCGGAUGAGGGCCACGUCUUCCAGCUCCUCCUUUAGCAGCGACAGCGGCUCGGAGGUGUCGAUCUCCACUGCGACAUCGGGAACGGCCAGCGAUGUCAAGAAGAAGAAACAUCACAAGGAGAAGAAGAGAGGCAGGAAGUCGAAAGACUACAGUCGCAAAAGAGCCACCGGGGUGCAGUAUGUCAUCCACCGCUACAAGCAGGUGCUCUCGGCCUUCAACAAGAAAAAGAGCAUGAGCGGGGCCUUCCGCCACUACGGCAUCGACCGCAACACCAUCGCCAACACGGCGCCCAUCGCCGAGCUCUACCUGGCGGCCAAGGAGACGCUGCCUCAGGUGGGGUUAUUCCACCCACGCGAGGAGACUCUGGUCAAGUACGCGCAAAAAUGCGCUGUGGUCAUCGAGAGUGACGAGGUGCUCUCCCGCAAGAUCGAGCUGAUGAAGGCCACGGGGGAGCUGCUGCCUAUUACAGCCAAGAAAUCCAAGAUGCCCCCCCUGAUCACCAGCUGAAGUGGCCUGGACCUGCAAUGCCUCGUACUUCAGACAGGUGGCGCAGUUUCUCUGGACAUUUUCUCAUCUUACACAUCUUCCAUAUUCCGUGCUAUAAACUCUCUAUUUUGCCUAUUUGGGUGCCAUCUGCACACCUUAUUUUAGAGUCAUCAUUCAUUUUCUAUGUCUUUCCUGAAGGAAGCGAUAUAUUUCUGAUGCAUUGCUAUGUGUUGCUAGGUGGCGUAAACAAUCUAAGCCUUUGAGCUCCUUUGACGUUUGCUGCAGUUUUGCUCGAGUUUCAAUCCCACACCCAGGGUGGCAAUGAUCCCUUUUGAUUAUGACCAAGACGUUAGGUACCAGGUGGGUAUUUGUUCGCUUCCUAUCAGGAAAUAACACUCCGGAGGAAAUCCAUUCAGGAGAAAGAACAUCGAGAAUAGCUUCUCGUCAUCUCAAGCCAUUCUUACAUGAUCAGCCUGGGUUGACUAGGUUAAUGUAUAACUUAACUUUUGUACUUAGUCUGUAUGUGAAUGUGUUUUGAAAUAUUUUCCAAUACAAAACAUAUGGAAUAGGAUCACUUUUAUAUCACAACUUAGGAGAGGUUUAUCAACAGCAUUUGAUUUUUAAAGAAAUGUAGGACAACGUGGUUUCUUUUCGUAAAUGUCAAAUGUAAACAUCCUUUAAAUAUGACUGAUGUAUGUAUGUGCCGAUGUAUUUCAAACAGAUAGGCAAUGAAAUAUCAGAAGUAAGAUGUCAUAUUAGGUAUGUCUGUUUGGUAGAGUACAGUAAAAUGAAAUGUUUUAAAACCUAAAGGACAGCAACAAUAGUGCAAGCAAUGUGAACUGCUAUGAAAUGUCCACUAGGUGGUGCUAGAUUAUGCUGUCUGUACCCACACUGAUAUCUUGUAUAUUUUUUUCAUUUAAAUACCUAAUUUUUAGGUUUUAGGUUGAAAUUUUCUUUUCUACUUAAGCAAAUAGUUUUGUAAUCCCAAAUAAUGUCAAAUACAUAAAUAUUGUUAUGUGUGUGGUACAUUAUAAAUUAAAGUGUAACAAACACAAUAUAAAUUUGUUUACUGCAUUCUGUGUACUACGUACAUUUUAUU